GGGAGGGCAGCUGCAGGGCCCAGGAGAGCCGUCGGAGGAACCCAGGAGCUGGAGCGUCUCAAAACUAAGCUCUCGCAUCAGGACGCCACCAUUUCUGCACUUAGACGCGAGAUCAGCGUCCUGCGCAGCAAAACGGGCUCCGUGGUGCUCCCCGGCCUCCCCGCACCCGAUGCCCCGAAAGCGCCACGCCCCUCCAGUGCCCAGCUGCCUCUCCUGUCCGCCAGGAGCACCGAGCAGUACGCCGAAGGAGAGCUGGCCCACUUGGUCGGCCAAGAGGGGCUCCUCCCCCCCAUCCCUCGCGAGGACUCCCCUGACGAAGGAGCUCGCGCCUCGGGGGAGGGGCCAGGGGAGGGGGACGCCAGCGGGGGGAACACCGUGCGGUUCGGGAGCGACGGCGACGGCGACGACGAGGACGAGAGUGAGGCUGCUUCCUCUGACGGCUCGGUUUGAGGAUGUCUUGUCUGUCCUUGGGUGUGUGUCGUGUGAGGGUUCCCUUCUCUUCCCAUUAAUUGCUUAUCAGUUCAUUGAUUGGCAUAUAUUUUAUAUUCAAUGUGUGUGACUAAUAUUGUGAUGUGAUUGAGUGUUACAAAUAGAACCCUGGGAUCCUCACUGCUAUAAUGUUUUAAUAGUGUAUGAUAUGUGUAAA
Messenger RNA from Penaeus indicus, 646 nucleotides. RefSeq lists its product as uncharacterized. The transcript has 2 exons. The coding region runs from base 170 to 559 and encodes 129 amino acids. The record is from RefSeq and is a predicted model, not a curated record. NCBI's taxonomy places the organism in Eukaryota, Metazoa, Arthropoda, Malacostraca, Decapoda, Penaeidae.